AUGGCGUGGUUGUGGAGAAGGCAGGCACGAGUCAGGCCAGCGGCCAGCGGACUUCUGGAGCCUUCGAGUGAACUAUAUAACCGAACUAUAGUCCGGGAGUCUUUGCCCUCUCCCGCCGCGGAGUGCUCCUUCACCACAACUGCUACCAAGUCUGAUACCUGCGAGAGCUUUGCCAGCACUUGGGGACUGUCCGUCGCCGAGCUCCAGCAGCUGAAUCCCGGUAUCUCCUGCCCGAGUCUUGAUACGAGCAAGUUAUACUGCGUGAUUGGCACGCUUACAGAUAAUGGCUCGAGCACCACGCUCACGACGACAACUUUCACUACCACCGAGGCCACGACAACCACCACCACCUCGUCCGCCCCAAUCAACUCUCCUACCAUGCCGGGCAUAGCAGAAAACUGCGACGGGUUCUACAAGAUCUCGUCCGGCGACCAGUGCGACACGAUCGCCAAGGCGUAUGGUGUCAGCACGGCUCAACUUUUGAGUUGGAACACUGAAAUUGACGAUAACUGCUCAAACCUCUGGCUGGGCUACCACAUCUGCGUCCACGUCCCCGGCGCUACCACCACCGCCCCAGGAACCCCCGAGCCAACCGACGGCUCGGGCUCUGGUCCAGUCCUCCAACUGCCCGGCAUCGUCGACAACUGCGACGAGUUCUACAAGGUCACGUCCGGCGACACAUGCGAUAGCAUCACCAAAGCCUACGGUAUCUCGACGGCACGGUUUAAGAGCCGGAAUACGGGGGUCGAUGAUAGUUGCACAAACCUCUGGCUGGACUACUAUGUCUGCGUUCACGUCCCCGGCGCAACGACCACGGCGCCGGGGGCAGCUGAGCCUACCACGGACCCCUCAGGCCCGACUCCCAAGUUGCCCGGGAUAGUCGAUAACUGCAAGUCCUUCUACCUCAUAGAGAGUGGAGACAGCUGCUGGUCUAUCUACACCGAGGCGGGGAUUACGCUUGAGCAGCUGCGGGAGUGGAACACGCAGCUUCAUGCCGCGUGUAGUAACUUGUGGCUGGGCUACUAUGUCUGUAUUGGUGUCUAG
Aspergillus terreus NIH2624 is the source of this 1044-nucleotide messenger RNA. RefSeq lists its product as uncharacterized. The coding region runs from base 1 to 1044 and encodes 347 amino acids. NCBI's taxonomy places the organism in Eukaryota, Fungi, Ascomycota, Eurotiomycetes, Eurotiales, Aspergillaceae. The record is from RefSeq and is a predicted model, not a curated record. The transcript has 4 exons.